AGGUUCCGGGUGAGGUUGUGCCGAGACGUGCGCUUCCCACCCGUCCCCGGUGGAGUGGUUGGCGCUCCCAGGGAGGCUGGACCGGCACACUGAGCGCUGGUACCUGGGGACGGUUUCGCGCUGUGCCACGCGCUCGGGACGUGUAGUUCCACUCGGGAGGACCGGCUCGCGCGACUGACAGCUGCCGGAAGUGAGGCUGCGCGAAUGGCCGCCGCUGCCACCAUGGCGGCCGCUGCCCGGGAGCUGGUGUUGCGGGCCGGGGCCUCAGACAUGGAGGAGGAGGAGGGCCCGCUGGGGGGCGGUCCUGAUCUGCAGGAGCCGUUGCAGCUUGGAGUGUUGGACAUCACCUCCGAUGAAUUUAUCCUGGAUGAAGUGGAUGUUCACAUUCAGGCAAAUCUGGAGGAUGAGUUAGUAAAGGAAGCUCUUAAAACGGGUGUGGAUAUCCGUCACUAUUCAAAGCAGGUUGAGCUGGAGCUACAGCAGAUUGAGCAGAAGUCCAUCCGGGAUUAUAUCCAGGAGAGUGAGAACAUAGCGUCACUGCACAACCAGAUCACAGCCUGCGAUGCGGUCCUCGAGCGCAUGGAGCAGAUGUUGGGAGCUUUUCAGAGUGACCUCAGCUCCAUCAGCUCGGAGAUCCGGACACUGCAGGAACAGUCAGGAGCCAUGAACAUUCGGCUUCGAAACCGCCAGGCAGUUCGAGGGAAACUUGGGGAGCUUGUCGAUGGUCUGGUAGUGCCCACUGCUCUGGUCACGGCGAUUCUGGAGGCGCCGGUGACAGAACCCAGAUUCCUGGAACAGCUGCAGGAACUGGAUGCCAAGGCAGCUGCCGUCCGAGAGCAGGAGGCUAGAGGCACAGCGGCCUGUGCUGACGUCAGGGGUGUGCUCGACCGGCUCCGGGUCAAGGCAGUGACGAAGAUCCGAGAGUUCAUCCUUCAGAAGAUUUAUUCCUUCAGAAAACCCAUGACCAACUAUCAGAUCCCCCAGACGGCCCUGCUGAAGUACAGGUUCUUCUAUCAGUUCCUGCUGGGCAAUGAGAGGGCGACAGCCAAGGAGAUCCGGGACGAAUAUGUGGAGACGCUGAGCAAGAUCUACCUGUCGUACUACCGCUCCUACCUGGGGCGGCUCAUGAAGGUGCAGUACGAGGAAGUCGCUGAGAAGGAUGACCUCAUGGGCGUGGAAGAUACAGCAAAGAAAGGAUUCUUUUCAAAGCCAUCCCUGCGAAGCAGAAACACCAUCUUCACCCUGGGGACCCGUGGCUCUGUCAUCUCCCCGACUGAGCUGGAGGCCCCCAUCCUGGUGCCCCACACCGCCCAGCGGGGAGAACAGAGGUAUCCAUUUGAGGCCCUCUUUCGCAGCCAGCACUACGCCCUCCUAGACAAUUCCUGCCGGGAAUAUCUUUUCAUCUGUGAAUUCUUUGUUGUGUCUGGCACGGCUGCACACGACCUCUUCCAUGCUGUCAUGGGCCGCACGCUCAGCAUGACCCUGAAGCACCUGGAGUCCUAUCUCGCUGACUGCUACGAUGCCAUUGCUGUUUUUCUCUGUAUCCACAUCGUCCUCCGAUUCCGCAACAUCGCCACGAAGAGGGAUGUUCCCGCCCUGGACAGGUACUGGGAACAGGUGCUUGCCUUGCUGUGGCCACGGUUUGAGCUGAUACUGGAGAUGAAUGUCCAGAGUGUCCGAAGCACUGACCCUCAGCGCCUUGGGGGACUGGAUACUCGGCCCCACUAUAUCACACGGCGAUAUGCAGAGUUCUCCUCUGCUCUUGUCAGCAUCAACCAGACAUUCCCCAACGAGCGGACGAUGCAGCUGCUGGGGCAGCUCCAGGUAGAAGUGGAGAAUUUCGUCCUCCGAGUGGCAGCAGAGUUCUCCUCAAGGAAGGAGCAGCUUGUCUUUCUGAUCAACAACUACGACAUGAUGCUGGGCGUGCUGAUGGAGCGGGCUGCGGAUGACAGCAAAGAGGUCGAGGGUUUCCAGCAGCUGCUCAAUGCUCGGACACAGGAAUUCAUUGAAGAGUUGCUCUCUCCUCCUUUUGGGGGUCUGGUGGCAUUUGUGAAGGAGGCUGAGGCUCUGAUUGAGCGUGGACAGGCUGAACGACUUCGAGGGGAAGAAGCCCGUGUUACUCAGCUGAUCCGUGGCUUUGGUAGUUCCUGGAAAUCAUCGGUGGAGUCUCUGAGUCAGGAUGUAAUGCGGAGUUUCACCAACUUCAGAAAUGGAACUAGUAUCAUCCAGGGAGCAUUGACCCAGCUAAUCCAGCUCUAUCAUCGCUUCCACCGGGUGUUGUCCCAGCCCCAGCUCCGAGCUCUCCCUGCCCGGGCUGAGCUCAUCAACAUUCACCACCUUAUGGUGGAGCUCAAGAAGCACAAGCCCAACUUCUGAUGUGCUGGAUCCUGGGAUUCACCAGCCCUCUCCGCGGACUCUACAGCCCACCCAUACCUCUCUUCACCUCGUGCCCUGUCCAGUUCCUCCUUGCCUCCCAGUCUGUGACAUGCCUCACCCUGCCUUCAUCCCCAGGGCCCUGCCUCAUCAGGGUAAGCUGCAUUCCCUUGGCUUUCUGACUCUCCCAGCGUCUUUAGGUUUCCCAGGACCACCUUUCCCUGGGCUUCCAAAACAGCCGUUAUCAUUCUCCCAACGUUGUCACAACCCCUCUCCCCCUGAAAAACACACCAGAAACCCAAGGCUCUUUUCUCUUCCUCUAGUAAAACCUUCACUUGCCUCCAUUUCUGGUUCAUUCAGCUCCUGUCACCAUGUCCUGAGGUGUGAAACCUCACCUCUUGGAGUUGAUGGCAAGGGGAGACUGCCUCCAAGUCAGUGGGGUUUUUUUUUUCAUGCAAAGUGACUUCUGUAGCUUUUUGGCCUAAGAUCCUAGCAACUUGAACACUAACCAGUCCCCCUCCUGACCUGAGAAGUACUUCAAGGUCAGUCUGCAGGGAACAAUAAAUAUUUAAUAUGACAUAA
Myotis daubentonii (Daubenton's bat) is the source of this 2955-nucleotide messenger RNA. It is a transcript of the gene VPS52, whose product is annotated as VPS52 subunit of GARP complex. Gene Ontology annotation, biological process: retrograde transport, endosome to Golgi; Golgi to vacuole transport; lysosomal transport. Gene Ontology annotation, cellular component: GARP complex. The record is from RefSeq and is a predicted model, not a curated record. Lineage: Eukaryota; Metazoa; Chordata; Mammalia; Chiroptera; Vespertilionidae. Gene Ontology annotation, molecular function: syntaxin binding.